GUUGGCCAUUGUCAAGGCGAACGCACGCGAGCAGCGCAACAAAAGCAAGGGAAAUAGCAGCAACAUCAGCCAAGAAGAACUCAAACUCCUCCGAGAGCAACUUAUAUAACGACUGAUUAGCCCAACGUUUACUUUAGUUAUUCGGUCAACUCUCGACGGUCAAGUUCGCAGCGAUCGCGACUUGCCUUCUGCAAACAAAAAUAAUCCACAAACCCGAACCGCGUUGCCAGGAAUUUGUAUCCGUGGCUUUGACAAGGAACAAGCUCAGUCAAGUGCAACAUUCAAUCCCCACCAAAUGUGUAAUGUGUGUAAUCAGCAAACAGUGAUCAUUUACAUACAUGAAUAAAACUCAUCUCGAAAGUGAAGCGUGACUCAGCAUCGAUAGCCCAAAACACCAGGAGAACAAGACAAUCCGAAAGGAAAGGAUACUUUUCGGUCACUUCUGAAACUCACGACGCCGCAUUCAAAGUCACAGUUACAGUUGCAGUUGCAAGUUGUUCUGGCCAAAUACAACGGCGACGGAAAGCCCGAACUGAGAGGAUUGAAGACACGAGAGCAAACAGUUAAGACAAAAUGUUUCUACGCCGCUGCACCUUUCUGCUGCUGAUCUGCCUAAUUGCGAGUGACGCCGCCAGCGCCGCACGCAAAACAAAGCGUCCUGUCAAGCCGGUCAAGCAGACCAAUCCGCGCACCAAUGUGACGCCCUCGCCGCCGGCAGUCGCCCCACCUGGCAGCUCCACUCCCGCCAGCGCCAACAGCCCCACCAGCAGCAGCACCACGGAAGGAAGCGGAGACCAGGAGGCAGCCACCCUGGGAUCUGGGGCUCCAGCUGGCCCCGCCGAGCUGCCCAAGCCCCUGGCCACGCCCAUCGAGUCUCAGCCGGAGGCCAAGACAGACAAGGCACCGGUCGUCCUCCAGGAGGAGGAGUGCGAUCCAGACAUGAUUGGAUUCGAGAUCAUUACCGGAUACGUGCUUUCGGCCCCCUCGAAAAUGCUGGACACUCUGCCGGGAACUCUGAUGCUCACCGACUGCCUGGAGGCCUGCCAAAAUAACGAGUCCUGCAGCGCUGUCAACUACGAAACCGGAUUGUGUGUGCUGUUCAAGACGACCGCCGAUAAAUUGCCAGGUUCACUUUCGCGCUCGCAGUUUCCGGUUUUCACCAUCUACGCACAGAAAUCGUGUUUGGGCGUCCGUCCUUGCUCGAAGGCCUGGUGCAUCGAUCGCGUUCAAGGUUACCGCCUCCCGGAGCACGUCAAAUCUAGUCAGACGGUUCUGUCGCGGCGCGACUGUUUGGAACUCUGCCUGGGCGAGACCGAGUUCACUUGCCGAUCGGCCAACUACUACCGCCACUCGGGACUCUGUGAGCUGUCCGACAUGGACCGCAUAACCCUUUCCGCGGGGGGCAGUGUGGAGCCCUACGACGGAGCCGACUACCUGGAGAACAACUGCGCCGAGGAGCCGAGCAAGCUGUGCGAGUUUAAGCGCAUUUCGGGCAAGAUCCUGAAGACUGUGGACUCGGUUUACCAGGACAUCAACACGAUCGAUGAGUGCCGCGACCUUUGCCUCAACUCUCCAUACAGGUGCCACUCGUACGAUUAUAACGACACUGGGGACAUGGUCUGCCGACUGUCGCACCACAGCCGCGCCACCCUGACCGACGUUAUGGAUCCCUACUUGGACGUUCCCGAGGCAGCCACCUACGAACUGUCCGCCUGCUACAACGUGUCCAUCGAGUGCCGUUCGGGGGAGAUGAUCACCAAGAUCCGCACCUCGAAGCUCUUCGACGGCAAGGUGUACGCGAAGGGCGCUCCCAAGUCCUGCGCCGUGAACGUGAACAACUCCCUGGAGUUCGACUUCCGCAUGGGCUACAACGACCUGGAGUGCAACGUGCGCCAGAGUGCGUACGGCAGGUACAUGAACGACAUUGUGAUCCAGCACCACGACAUGAUCGUCACCUCCUCGGAUCUCGGAUUAGCCGUGUCCUGCCAGUACGACCUGACCAACAAGACUGUGCUGAACGACGUGGACCUGGGCGUAACUGGGGAGAUCGAGUCCUCGCUGAGCGAAGAGAUCACCAUUGACUCGCCCAACGUGAUCAUGAAGAUCACCUCGCGGGAUGGCAGCGACAUGAAGAGGAUCGCCGAGGUCGGGGAUCCGCUGGCCCUGCGCUUCGAGAUCGUGGAGCCCAACAGCCCGUACGAGAUCUUCGUGAGGGAGCUGGUCGCCAUGGACGGCUCGGACAGCGCCGAGAUAACGCUGAUCGAUGCUAAUGGCUGCCCCACCGACCAAUACAUCAUGGGCACCAUCCAGAAGCUGGCGCACAACCGCAAGGUGCUGCUCUCGCAGUUCGACGCCUUCAAGUUCCCCUCCAGCGAAGUGGUGCAGUUCCGCGCCCUGGUAACGCCCUGCAUUCCGCGCUGCGAACCCGUGAUUUGCGACAGCGAGGAUGGCGCCAGUGGAGAGCUCAAGUCCCUGGUCUCCUACGGACGCAAGAAGCGAUCGGUGCUGAAUGGAACUGACGGAGCUGAAUUCUCGCUCAGCACACGCCAUCGACGCGAUGUGGGCCCCGUGGAUGAUAACAUACUGCUCAUGCAGUCCAUACAAAUCACAGACAAGUUCGGCUUCCAGCCAGAGGACGGCACCACCACCCAUGGAAAUGACAGCGGCUCCGGUCCCCACGAGAAGGCCUAUGCGGGCGUGGUCCAGGACAAGCUCACUUGCCUUAAUGGCUACGGACUGAUCAUGGCCGGAGCCCUCUUCCUGCUGGCCCAGCUGAGCAUCUUCGGUAUCUGGAAGACCGUGCAGCGCCGAACCGGCAAGGAGCGCUACCUGUACCAGCACGAGCCCACGCCCACCAUCACCUACGGAGCGCCCACCAUGCUGUACGGCCCGCCACCGAACACCUCCGCCGGCUCCUCGUCCUCGGGAGCGUCCUACGGGGGCAGCGCCAAGGACACGCUGAGCAAACUGUACGACAGCGGCAUAAACGGGCGCUACGGACAGCAGUUCUAGGGGAGAUCUGGUGGCUCUCUCGCACUUAGCUGGGAACAAACGCAAUAUGCCUCGAAAGCUUCAAAAGAUUCGAUGAGACUUGAAUAGAAAAUAUUCGCCAAGCAGCGACAAACAUGAAAAUCAUUGAAAACCCUAGAUUAAUUCAAGCCUAGACUAAGCCUACGAAUAGUUUACACUUAGAGUACUGACUCAUUUUUUUUAACGAUACGAAUAUCAUUCAAGAAUGCGCGCUUUUAAAUGCCUUGGAAAUCGAGGUUCCAGCAUUUAUAAUCUGCGCAUUGCCGAGAACGAACGGAAAAUCAACCCGCUAAAUUCCAAUUAGUUAAGAGCUAAAAUCUCUCUAGCGAAUGUUAGGAUAAUUAUUUAUUAGUGAGAAAUCUGCUUCAAUGUCCUCGAGCGAAUUGCAUUUAUAAACUAUUAUACUAUUUAUUAUAAUCUAUAACGCUGCUCACAUUUUCCCACAAAGUUUGCCAAAUAAUUUUGUAUCAAAAUGUUUUGCGCCAGGCUUCUGUGCAAGGCGGCAUUUCAAAGUUUCCGAGGCGCCACGAGCGAAACCCUAACCGUAACUAUUUACGCAAGGCGGUGCUAAUUAUUAGAGGUUUCCGAGUGACUUAGCUUAAUCUCGAAGAGAGGAUUUGAAAAAGAAAAACAAAAAUUGAAUAAACGAAUUGUACUGAUUAAGUAAUGCAAUAAACUCUACGCCUAAAGAAAAUCAUAUAUAAAUAAAUGUCUAAAAAUAAA
This is a messenger RNA of Drosophila ficusphila, 3753 nucleotides long. RefSeq lists its product as uncharacterized. The coding region runs from base 574 to 3012 and encodes 812 amino acids. The record is from RefSeq and is a predicted model, not a curated record. Lineage: Eukaryota; Metazoa; Arthropoda; Insecta; Diptera; Drosophilidae. The transcript is spliced from 9 exons.